AUGAGUGCCGAUGAAGCCUCCACAUCGUCCAAGCAGCCCCCAACAGGAUGUGUUGACCUCGAAUCUUCAGUUGAAACCUUCUCCAACUUCUUGAGCAAAUUUCAAUUUGACAAGGCUCGAGAAUUUUGUGAAGAACAACGUCUAACGCAAGCUGCGUACAUUGGCUGCAAGCAAUGGCAAUGCUUGGUAGCUAAUCUUGUCCAGGUACGUGAAAUUUUCAAAAAAUUUAUUAUUUUUGAUAUUAUUUUAGUUGGCCUCAAGUGAAUCCCAUUACUUCUCCCUGACCUUUUUCUCCUCGAAAUUUUCGUUCAAGAAGGACAACCAUGUCCGAGAAGGCUAUAUGACUAUAAAGUAAGACUUUUUCCAUUCGUUUUUUCUGAUUUUAGAAAUGAACUAGACAACUGCUAUGAUGAAUGCGAAAAGCUCGGGGAAUCCAAUGAAUCUUGCGAAGAAUUCAUGUUGCUACUGCAGCAACUCAUCUGUCUUUGUACGAUUCGAAUUAAACUAGUCGAAUUCUACGUUUUCUUAGCGAGUAAGAGACAUUUCUCGAUAAUUUUCUUGAAUUUCCUCAUGAAUAAUGUAACUUUUGCUCGAAAACCUCAAAUUUUUAGCCGAAAACUGGCGUCAGACUGUCACAGAAGCCGGACAACACCUCAAUAUGAUCAAUCAAUCGAUGGCGAAGGUUUUGAAGAACGACAUUCGUCUUCCGCAACUAAAAGCCGUCAAAACCGAGCUGGACAUUCUCCGAAAAUUCUUUCGAAUUCAGUCGGAUUUGCUGGAUGUCAGCUUCGUGGAGAGUUUAAUCCAGAUCAAGGAGGUGGCCCACGACUUGGCCACCUGGUUUUCGCAUGUUCCAUUCAAGGCGUCGGCGUCGAAGCCGCAUUUUUUUCUCUUCGCCUUCGCCAAAACGACCAAGUGUGGGCCAAAAUUGCUUUUAUUGUGCUGGUUCUCCACUUUCUACAACACUUUGUUGGCCAAACUUUGUCUAUACUCUCAUGACUUGUUCGCCAUCCACAUUCCGUCCAGUGAGAUGAAGAGUUUGCUUUCUGCGCAGCCGAGUUUCCUUCAAAGCAUCUUGUCCUAUGCGAGACGGGUAAAUUCGCAUAUGAUUUGCUUGUUGUUGAAUCGAAUGGGUGUCAACGAGGAUUUUUAUGGUGAGGAGAGGUUGUAGUUUUAAUUUGGGGAAAUUUUUUUGAGGAAAAUCGAGUUUUAAGAGAGAAAUUACCUUAUUUUAGGUAAAAUAAGGUAAUUUUUUGCAAAAAAUUGAUUUUUAAAAAUUAUUUUUCUCUGAUUUGGUUUUAAAAUGUUCUAAAUACGGGCCGUUACGUAUUUUACACAACAUUUGAUAAUGUUCCGACAAAAAAAUUAUAUUACUUUAGGUCUAAUGUUAUACUAAAAUAAUACAUUUUGUUAGUUUUUUGAGCUCAACAAAUUAUUUCUGAGAUCUGAAAUCGAGUUUUAAUCAUAACGAGAUUUGUGAACCCCGUAUUUUACCAAAAAUUCCUCCUUCUCACCUACUGCAAUAUAAUUAUUCCAGGAUUCGGCUAUAAAAACGUGAUCACCCGCUUUGGCCCGGAUAAUCUCGAGCCAAUCAACGGGAGACAUGGAAUUUACCCAGCGCUUUUUCGAUACCCUAACGAUCAAAAACUUUUCGACACGUUGCACCCAAGUAUAAUAUCGCUGAUCCAGGAUUCGGCCGAAAGAAAUGGUUCCGACGAAAGAGUACGCCACUACUUUGAUGGACGAAGCAAUAUUGUGAGUUGUUUUUGCUUUGUUUUUUUCGAAUUUUAGGUUCGUUCACAUCGAAAGUCAAGUCGUAUUUUAGACGUAUUUUACUGUCCUGGUGGAGAAGAAUGUCCAUUUCACCGCCGUGUUUAAUCGUAAAGUCUCGGAGAAGGAUCAGAAUGUCCAGCAAAUGUUCAGAGACGUGUUGGAUGGCCUAAGAUUGAUCAGUCUUAUCAAUGACCUAAGGCAAUGUCAUAAAAAUUAG
This is a messenger RNA of Bursaphelenchus xylophilus (pine wood nematode), 1990 nucleotides long. The record is from the annotation of a GenBank genome assembly. NCBI's taxonomy places the organism in Eukaryota, Metazoa, Nematoda, Chromadorea, Rhabditida, Aphelenchoididae.